UUGGAAAUGAAAUUCCUGUUUUGGAAUUCCAUGUAAACCGAAUAAACUCACCUGUAAUAUUCUUUAUUAUUUACGUACAUAUUCUCCGGCAGAGAUCGUCCUUUUCCCGGCGUACCACCGGAAUAUUCCAGCCAUGAAUUCUGAGUACGAUUAUCUUUUCAAACUUUUGCUUAUUGGCGAUUCUGGUGUUGGAAAAUCAUGUCUUCUCCUUAGAUUUGCUGACGAUUCAUAUUUGGAGAGUUACAUCAGCACAAUUGGAGUUGAUUUUAAAAUUCGCACUGUUGAGCAAGAUGGAAAGACGAUUAAGCUUCAAAUUUGGGAUACAGCAGGGCAGGAACGUUUCCGGACAAUCACUAGCAGCUACUAUCGUGGGGCGCAUGGAAUUAUAGUGGUUUAUGAUGUGACAGAUGAAGAUAGCUUCAAUAAUGUCAAACAGUGGCUGAGUGAAAUUGAUCGUUAUGCAAGUGAUAAUGUCAACAAGCUACUUGUUGGAAACAAAUCUGAUCUCACUAGUAAAAAAGUUGUGUCAUAUGAAAGAGCCAAGGCUUUUGCUGAUGAAAUUGGCAUCCCAUUCAUGGAAGCCAGUGCAAAAGAUGCUACAAAUGUGGAGCAGGCUUUCAUGGCUAUGACCGCAUCUAUUAAAGAUCGGAUGGCAAGCCAACCAGCAUUGAUUGGUACUAAGCCACGAACAGUUAACAUCCGCGGACAGCCCGUUGCACAGAACAGUGGCUGCUGCUCCUCAUAAGAAAAAAGUGAAUUUUAGUUGCCAUACAAGAUGGACAAUUGAUAGUAUGUAAGGGUAAUUGUCCUCUCUCCUUGCAGUAAAAUUUGCCAAAAUAUCUUGUUUCUUUUAGUGGUUCAAAAACUUUAGUUCUUUCACAAUUUAUCUGUAGAAAUAAAUAAUGGUAAGUAGUUGUGUUGUUUGUCAUGUUGCUAAUUGUUUAUAAGCAAUUAACUAAUUACAUAUAUAUAUAUAAGUGACUUGACAUGUA
Daucus carota subsp. sativus is the source of this 992-nucleotide messenger RNA. Its product is annotated as ras-related protein RABD2a. The coding region runs from base 134 to 745 and encodes 203 amino acids. Gene Ontology annotation, molecular function: GTP binding; GTPase activity. Gene Ontology annotation, biological process: vesicle-mediated transport. The transcript is spliced from 8 exons. Lineage: Eukaryota; Viridiplantae; Streptophyta; Magnoliopsida; Apiales; Apiaceae. The record is from RefSeq and is a predicted model, not a curated record.